AUGAGCGAUUACGGAGAUUAUGAUGAUAAUUAUUACGAUCAAGAAGAUUAUGGUGACCAUGAUGAACACGAUUAUCAUUACGAAGAAGAAGAAAAGAAGGCUAGUGAUUAAAAGCUUACUUUUGGUUAAUCACAUUAGCUUAGGUUGGUCAAAGAUUAUUUAUUUUGCAACGAAAUAAAAGAAAAUAUCAAAACUAUCUAAGAUACUUUAGGUAUAUCGUCAGGAAAGGCUUUAUGGUUAUUUUAAAAGGUAAACUAUGAUCUGAAUUUGGCAUAAAAUCCUACAUAGAAAUUAAUUGAUGAAGUUUACUCUUCAGCCAAAUAAGCAAAGAAAACUUCUGAGUGCAUCCUAUGCUGUGAUGAUAGAAACCUUUAUAGCUUAGAAUGCAAUCAUGAAUUCUGUUCAAACUGCUGGUCAUAAUAUUUAGAAGCAGGAAUUAAAUAAGGAUGUGAAUUUGCUUUAAUAAAGAAAUGCCCAAUGGAUAAAUGCAAGCAAAUAGUAGAUUUAGAUGUUUUUAAGAAAUUCCUGAAAGACUCUUCAUAUAAGCUAUUUGAAACUUUCUUAUGUUAAGAUUUUAUGGCUAGAAAUAAAAAAGCUACCUGUUGUCCUGGCAAAAAGUGCUAAAAUAUAAUUAUUUUAAAUUCUUACAAAGGCUCACUUUAAUCUUUUGAUGAAGCUUUCUUUAAUGUUUCCUGUGAUUGUACCUAUUCAUUUUGUUCACUGUGUCGUGACGAAGCUCAUAGACCUUUAAAUUGUUAAAAAAUGAAAGAAUGGUCAAGCUUAGUAGGAGGAAAAACUUCUGAAACAAUUGAUUAAUUGUGGAUUAAAUUAAACACAAAGAAAUGCCCUAAAUGUAAAGUUGACAUAGAGAAGAAUUAAGGUUGUAUGCAUAUGACGUGUAGAAAAUGUACUUAUGAAUUUUGUUGGCUUUGUAUGGGAGACUGGAAAAAUCACGUUGAUUGCAAUAAAUAUUCUGAAAUUCAUAAAAAAGAAUAAGACUAAAUAAAACAAUAAUCUGAAGAAGAGCUGAAGAGAUUUACAUUUUUCUCUGAAAGAUUUAUCAAUCAUAAAAAAUCAAUAGAAUUUGCAAUAAGGAAGAAGUUUGAAAUAGAAAAAAUUUAUAACGAUAUUAAUACUAAGUUAGAUACAGUAAUUAAUUUUGAUUUCUUAACAGAAGCAUUAUUGACUAUUAUAGAAUGCAGAAGAGCUGUUGCAUUCAGUUAUCCUUUGGCUUAUUAUAUUUCUAUAAGCAAAAGAAAUUUAGUUGAAUUCCUUUAGAAAGAUUUAGAAAAUAACUUAGAGAGAUUAGAUCAUAAAACGGAUUAAAAAAUAUAUGAAUUCCUAAAUGAAAAGCAAAGAAUGAUGGAAAAUGAGUUUUAUGACUUUUAGAGAGAUGUUAAAAAGCUCACUUUAACACUUAAUAAAUAUUUUGGAAAUAUGAUUGACUCAUUUGAAAAAGAAAUGCCUGAGUUAAGUAAGGUCUCCUCAUAUAAAGAAAUACCUACGUGGACAUGUGAUUAUUGUGGAGUUCCCAACUAGAUUGAUCAUAUUUUUUGUGAAAGUUGUUUUAUUGAGCGUAAAUGA
Messenger RNA from Tetrahymena thermophila SB210, 1584 nucleotides. Its product is annotated as IBR domain protein. Lineage: Eukaryota; Ciliophora; Oligohymenophorea; Hymenostomatida; Tetrahymenidae. The record is from RefSeq and is a predicted model, not a curated record. Gene Ontology annotation, cellular component: ubiquitin ligase complex; cytoplasm. The transcript has 8 exons. Gene Ontology annotation, biological process: protein polyubiquitination; ubiquitin-dependent protein catabolic process; positive regulation of proteasomal ubiquitin-dependent protein catabolic process. Gene Ontology annotation, molecular function: zinc ion binding; ubiquitin conjugating enzyme binding; ubiquitin protein ligase activity.